Caenorhabditis bovis is the source of this 1476-nucleotide messenger RNA. The record is from the annotation of a GenBank genome assembly. NCBI's taxonomy places the organism in Eukaryota, Metazoa, Nematoda, Chromadorea, Rhabditida, Rhabditidae.
AUGGUGAAUCUUAAAGAAGAAAACCUUCAAAAGGGCGGGUUGCUGGAAGCUUCCGGAAGAUUUCUAAAAUCUCGUCCUCUUCCAAAUGAUCUUCAUGCAUUCAUCACUUCAUCAUAUUACUAUCCGACUUCCAAAAGUCUCGGAAACAAUUCAAUAGGGCUGGUGUUCCUAAUGAACUUCGAGGAAGAUCCAGAGAUCAAACGAGGCUUCUUCGAAAAACUCAACAAAGUCGAGCAUCAUCAAAUUCGAAUUUUGGCUGAAAAUGAGUCCGAUAGCGUUGAAGUGACAACUGACUAUCAAAUCGUCACCGUGCACAGGGUAUGUCGAAUGAUUCCCAUAUUUGUGACGGCCACACUUCUUCCGAAUAUGAAAAAUUUGUAUGUUGUUGGCGACACUGGAAAGACGCAGAUCCCGUUCACACCGGUCUCAUAUGAGAAGAAGGAUGUGGUCGUGUGCAUUUCUCCGCUGUUCCUCAACGAAAACUGGCAAAUGUUUUUAUUGGCAAUGCAUACCUAUAAAAGAUAUGGCGCUUUUGUCAAUCUAUACAUGUCGAGUGCAAUUUCCACUGUUUAUGAUUUGAUCAAAUUAUAUGAGAAUGAGGGCUACCUUCGAAUCCAGCCUUGGGUUCAAGCCAAGUUUCCCGGUGUUCCUGAUGAGAUGUUGGAUUCCUAUGCGCAAACCGAGUUCAGGAAUCAGGCUGGAGCUCAAACGGAUUGCAUUCUUCAGUUCAAGGAGUCCUCGAAAUUCGUCGCCCUUCUUGAUCUCGACGAUAUUCUGAUUCCCAAAUUGGCUCCAACCUACUUCGAGGAAUUCACACGAGUGAUGCGCGAAUUUCCGGCAACCAAUUAUAUGCAUUACAAAAAAAUUAAUUAUCAAACUCAAACCGCACUUAAUCCAUUAAAUUAUGACAUCGAUGGAAUGUUCCGAAAUCUCGAAUAUGUUGGAACGAUCGAAACCCCUAAAAUGAUCGUUCCAACGGACCAAUUACAUCAUACGUGGAUUCAUUGGACCACGAAUCCUGGUCAUGUGAAGACUGUUGUUAAAAAUAAUGCAAUAACUCAUUUCAAGAAAGUUGAAGUGGUCGAUCAUCCAAAAAAAUCGAAUGUUUCUGCUCCGCUUUAUUGGAAUAAAAAUGACGAAUUUAUAAUGAAAGAGGAGGAUUUGUUGGCGAUUCAAGAAGAUUAUGAACGAAUGGCUUCUCGAGACGACGUGGCGGACAUUUUGGGCACCGUCGAGAACGAUCAGUUUUACGCGAAAAUCAUUUCAAAGUGCUGGAAAACGGGAUUUUAUAAGCGCAUUUAUUACGAUAAGGACACACCGUGUCCGGGAACUCAAUUGUGCACGUACCCGCAACGAAUGAAUUAUAUGUGUAUGCGACAUGACGCAAAAAUUCAGAAGAGAGAACGACAGUACCCGAUCACGUUUUAUUUUGCCGAAGAUGUCACUUUUUCGACGGCCAACGGAUGCAUUCCAUAG